UCGACGUAUACCAAAUUUAUUACUCUUUCCUUGGGCAGUCGGACUGAUCAUAUUGUAUUGAUGAAGGAGGGGGGAUUAACAGAUAUAACAUAGAUAGAAAAUGAAAGAAAAACGGGGAACAAGCGGGAAAGUCGUCCAAGUCAUUAGCUAUCAGGUUAGUAUGUUUUUCCGUGGGGAUCGUUCGAGCCCGAAUUCCGCCAUUUUUAAUCUAUAUCACGGCAGAAUUUGGAAUUGUAAUCGAGCAAAAAUAAACGAAAAAGAUGCACUCUACUGUUGUUCUGGUUGUUGUAAAGAUUAAUUUAUUUUAUUUUUUCGCACAUAUGUGAAGGCGAAGAGUUGAAACUUGUGGGUUCUAUUUAGGCUUUUGUAUUCAUUUUUUUCCUAAGUUAUUUUCUUGGUUGUUAGUCGGGAAAGAUGAAUGUGGUCGGUAAGGUUGGGAGCCUCAUAUCACAAGGUGUUUACUCCGUUGCCACCCCAUUCCAUCCUUUCGGCGGGGCUGUUGAUGUUAUUGUCGUCGAGCAGCAGGAUGGAACCUACCGGAGCACGCCUUGGUAUGUUCGCUUUGGUAAAUUCCAAGGUGUUCUUAAAGGUGCCGAGAAGAUUGUUCGCGUCUCUGUAAAUGGUACUGAAGCCGGUUUCCAUAUGUUUCUUGAUAACUCGGGUGAGGCUUAUUUCAUAAGAGAGGUGGUGUCAGGCAAAGAUAACAAAACCGAAGAUUCUGUUAAGGAUUCUGAAGCUACACCACUGGAUAAGAACAAUAAUGACAAUGGAGGCAUGAAUGAUGAUAAUAACAAUGACAAUACUAGUAUUUUUCUGAAUCAGAGCACUGUAUCCAUUGCUGAGGAGGUAGCACAAUUUUCUGUUGAAUCUGUUUCGUCAAACUUGGACCAAAUUGACAGUAUUGAAUCUGAUAAUGAGAAGCAUUCGUAUGAACCCCAAGACGAGGAAUCUCCUGGAAGGGGUUCUGUUGAGUCAUCUGGUUACGGAGCUUACAGCUAUGAGAGCUUAGAUCAUGUGGAAGACGUAGUGGAGUCUCAGGGUUCUGACUCAGAAGUAGUCUUGGUGAGUGUUGAUGGUCACGUGCUGACAGCUCCUAUCUCAUCAGAAGAGGCCAUGGAUAAUGAUAAUGUGCAAUUAAGUACACCACAGUUCCAUCUUGGUCCAGGUGAAGGGUCUGACUUCAAUGGAAGUAAUGAAGAUUUUGGUACCAGUGACGAUGCAUGGUCUGUACCUAACACUGCAUCAGAAGGCAACUCUCCUUUUUGUGAUAAUGGUAAUGCUCAUGGAAUUUUAGCAGAAGUUUGUGAAGAUUCUACAGUAGAUGUAAUCACAACUCAAGAAACUUAUCAUAUUGAUAGCAUUGAAGGAGAUGAAGUUGGUGGGAUCAGUAGGAAGGAUAUUUUCAGCAGCCACUUGAAACUUUCAAGAUUAACCUUACGUAUUGGAGGUGUUGAUUCACAAGGUGCAGGUUCUCCUGGCAUGGAAUUGAUGACAAAAAAGGGCUCUGAAGAUUUGGAAGAGAAUAGUCUUUCCAGUCGUUCAGCAGAAGAGCAGAGUGAAGUCACCGGUGAUCUUAAAUUUGAGAAUGGUGCUGAGUUCUUUUCUCCUAGCUCAGAUUUUCUCAACAACAUGAAAUCUAGAAUUUUAAGCAUCGACAUUGAGGCUUCCAAGGACAAUCCCGAAAUUGAAAGUUCAGAUGGCAUGGCUGUCCAAUCUUUAAAUUGUGAUCCCAGGAGGAAAGAUGAAAAGUUUGGUUUUGCAGGAGAAGAUCAAAGUACACAAAAUGGCCUUGGAAGAUCUGAACCCGAAGAAGUGUGCAAUAGAAGGAAGAUAGCACAACAUCAGAUGGAAACAGGUAGUUCUGAACCUUCAGCUGAAGGGAUAACGUCUGGUUCAGGCAUGGGAUUUGAGAUCUCUCUAUGUGGGAAUUUACUUCGUGCUGGUAUGGGGUUGGGUCCUGCUGGUGAAGUUUUUGAUGCACAUCGCAUAUCUGAGGAAGAAUUUAAAGCUUCUUCAGCAUCAAUCAUUAAGAAUGGAAACCUUGUUAUCAGAUAUAAAGAUAGAUACUUACCAUGGGAUAAAGCUGCUCCUCUGAUUGUUGGAAUGACUACAUUUGGUUUAGAUUUACCUAUUUCUUCCAAAGAUACAAUUCCUGUGGAACUGGAGGAGGCACUGAAUCCCAGGGAUGAGGCACCUGGAACCAUGUCCACCUCUUCUAGCCGUAGGUGGAGGCUCUGGCCAAUUCCAUUUAGAAGGGUUAAAACCCUCCAGCAUACAAACAGUACCUUAUCAAAUGAAGACAUAUUUGUUGAUUCAGAGUCAGGUUUGCAAAAUGCACUUGUGGAGCCUAGCCAAACAUUCAGUGGUGACUGUGAGUCUCCUCACAAGCAGUUAAUAAGGACAAAUGUUCCCACUAUUGAACAGAUUGCCUCCUUGAAUCUGAAAGAAGGUCAAAAUAUGAUAACCUUCAGUUUCUCUACCAGAGUUCUAGGAACCCAGCAGGUUGAUGCCCAUAUUUACCUAUGGAAGUGGAAUGCAAAAAUAGUUAUCUCUGAUGUUGAUGGGACGAUUACCAGGUCAGACGUCCUGGGCCAGUUCAUGCCUUUAGUGGGUAAGGAUUGGACACAGUCAGGGGUAGCACGACUUUUCUCUGCCAUUAAGUUCUUUGUAAACCCACACUAGUCCUACAACUAGUGGAGCUGGUGGUUCAUGCAUAGGACUUUUGUCUUGCAGGGUUCCUAAACAAUAGCAAAAACAACUUGGUUCGUUUCUUCUUUUUAGCAGUUGCAUAUAUUUAAUCCACUUUUUUUUGGGAAAAGAUCACUAGUGAACUUUUUAGUGAUUUUUAAUCAUUAAAAGUUCCAUGAGAACUGUAUUAAUAAUGAGGAAAAAUAAAACAGAAUAUUAUUAAGUAGGAUUCUGUAAUUGGAGUCCACUCCUUCAUGUCAACUAGCUGGGGCCAACAUUGGGUAAUGGCCUUUUGGGGUGUUUGUGGUUAUGGACUUAGGGGAUUGAAAACCAGUCCAACUAAUUAAAUUGGUGGACCAGUCAAUGCAUACCGUUGAACCACUGAUUGAACUUAAAUUGUUAUUUUAAUUUCUUAUGACAGUAGAUACCAACAGGUAACAGGUUAACCUUGAUCACCUCCUGCUGACAGGGUUGGACUUACUUGCCUCAUUGCCAGUUCAAAUAUAACAUUAAUGAAUUCUUUUCUGAUAGGUUUGAUUAUUAGGAUCAUCCAAUUGGAUUACUCUUUCCCAACCUCUCAUUGAGACAGAUCUCUUAUUUAUCUGCUUAGGUUUGACAGUUCUCUGUAGGGAAGAGAGAAGCCCUCUUCCCAGAUUCUUUGUUUUGAUAUUAAUAUAUACAUGAGCUUUUCUAGCUAUCUGGAAAGUUUGGCUUCUUUUAAGUUUGAUGUAUUUUCUCUUUUACAUCAGACAGUCUAGGUAUAGUAAGAACAUAACAUAUU
Molecule: messenger RNA, 3469 nt
Organism: Nelumbo nucifera (sacred lotus)
Lineage: Eukaryota; Viridiplantae; Streptophyta; Magnoliopsida; Proteales; Nelumbonaceae
Source: RefSeq, a predicted model, not a curated record